Molecule: messenger RNA, 1754 nt
Organism: Fundulus heteroclitus (mummichog)
Lineage: Eukaryota; Metazoa; Chordata; Actinopteri; Cyprinodontiformes; Fundulidae
Product: tetraspanin-8
Exons: 9
Coding region: 81-812 (243 amino acids)
Cellular component (GO): membrane
Source: RefSeq, a predicted model, not a curated record
CACACACACUACAUCCCUGCACUCUUCUUCUUCUUCUUCUUCUCUGCUUCUCAUCCUCAGGAUCACAGAUAAGAGACAAGAUGGGAAAAAUUAACGGAUGCCUCAAGUGCCUUUUCGUCUUCUUCAACGUCCUGUUUGUGAUCCUGGGAUGUGUGAUGAUAUAUGUGGCAGUACAGGCCACCUCUGCCGCAAUUCAGAUGUCAGCCUUUGGAGGUCCGGGAGUGGGCUGGCUCUGGGUGAUUACCAUCGGGAUCUUUGGCAUCUCCUCUCUGGGAAUCUAUGCUGCCUGCUCCGAGAAUAGCCUUUUCCUCAAAAUCUUUGCAGGUUUCAUGGGGGUUGGAAUGAUCAUCAUGCUGAUCUUUGGAACAGUUACGGCUGUUUCAAGAAACACGGUGAAAAACCAGUUUGAACAAAACGCCAAAGAAAUUGCUGACGUCUUCAUGAAUAACGAAGACUUAAAGCCCGUGCUUGAGGGCUUUCAACAACUUUUUCAGUGCUGUGGAGUGAGUAGUACUGAUGACUGGGGCACAGAAAUACCCCAAAGCUGCGCAUGCACUUAUACAGACGGACCUUUUGGAAGGCCUACGUGUAAAGCCAGGCCCGUGGGAUCCACUGGACCAAAUCAAAUCUAUGACAAGACCUGCAGCAGUACCAUCUUUGGUUUUAUUGACCUUUUCUUCAAGAUUGCCAUCGGCAUCCUUUUUGGAUUCGCUAUCACUGCACUGAUGGGCCUGCUCAUCUCCUUCCUCAUGAUCCAUCAGGUCAAACGUCACGACGGCAUGGGGGGAAUGUCCAUUGCGAUGAAGGGUUAACAAAGUUAACCUGCACCUCUGGAUGUAACCGGAUGUCUCAUUAUCUAAGUUUUUUGCAUUUAACUCAGAGUGAUUUUGUGGUAAAACUGCGAGAUGUUUUCUGUGAUGCUCCUGUUUGCUACUGAGUUUGUAUCCAGAACCUUUCUUAUAUAAAAACAGCUAUUUUUGUACUUAUGUAUGCUUUGAUCUGUCCUUGGAUGCAGUAAUAAUCUGUAAAAUAUGAAAUAAAGAGCAUUCAGCAUCUUCUGUUCAGCAACAGCUUCGUCACACCUGAGGAGAUGGUAGACGACCCCAUUGUGCAGAUGUGAAACAUCAGCAAUCAUGAUGAAGUCAUGGACUGCAUGUUUCAUUCUUCACCUUCUCCAUUCUCUGUUCUGUCCCUAAUCAGUGGUCUGCAACCUGCAUGUGGUUCUUUGGACCCUCCACAAUAACUCUUUAGCUCUUUAACUUUUAGCUAAAAAUGAUCAAGAUCCAGCAAAUGUUUUUAAAUAUCGGCUCCAUAACAACAGCAGGUUUUAGCGGGUUAUUUUUCAUGAAUUUCUACAACAGAAUGUUCUGGUGAUUGAUUUUAAAGAUCUUUCUUUUUCUUGUUACUGAGUUGGAAAUGAUAUGCAUUUCCUUUUUGUAACAUUUGAAAAUAUAAACGUAUUUUUGUAUCCAUCCUUUGUUUUUCUUUUUCUUUACAUCAAAACCUGAAUUUUUUUUUACAGUGGGUAUUUAUCAAAAAAUAAAAGUUGUGUUGUUUGAAAAGCUCAUGUAGGAGUUGCUGUUCUAUGUGGAUUUUAUUUAGUUUAACGGAGGGAAAAAUGGCUCCUUGGAUUCUAAAGGUUGCAGACGCCUAAUUCACCAGAAACAAAAUCCAAGGUUUAGUGAGAAUUGGUUUUAAACAUUUAACCUUAAAAGUUUGGACUAAAUAUGCCAAUAAACUACACCUUAAAACCA